Molecule: messenger RNA, 885 nt
Organism: Fusarium pseudograminearum CS3096
Lineage: Eukaryota; Fungi; Ascomycota; Sordariomycetes; Hypocreales; Nectriaceae
Exons: 3
Coding region: 1-885 (294 amino acids)
Biological process (GO): cytoplasmic translation; ribosomal small subunit assembly
Cellular component (GO): 90S preribosome; cytosolic small ribosomal subunit; ribosome
Molecular function (GO): structural constituent of ribosome
Source: RefSeq, a predicted model, not a curated record
AUGGCUCCCUCCAACCUGCCCUCCGUCAUGAACGCCACCAGCCAGGACAUCGAGACCCUGCUGGCCGCUCAGUGCCACCUCGGCUCCAAGAACCUCCAGGUUCACAUGGAGAACUACCUCUGGAAGACCCGUCAGGAUGGUGUCAACGUCAUCAACGUCGGCAAGACCUGGGAGAAGAUUGUCCUGGCCGCCCGUGUCAUCGCUGCCAUUGACAACCCCGCCGACAUCUGUGUCAUCUCUGCCCGUCCCUACGGUCAGCGUGCCGUCCUCAAGUUCGCCGCCCACACUGGUGCCACUGCCAUUGCUGGUCGCUUCACCCCCGGUUCUUUCACCAACUACAUCACCCGAUCUUUCAAGGAGCCCCGUCUGAUCAUCGUCACCGACCCCCGAACCGACGCCCAGGCCAUCAAGGAGGCUUCUUACGUCAACAUCCCCGUCAUUGCCCUCGCCGACACUGACUCUCCCACCGAGUACGUCGAUGUUGCCAUCCCCACCAACAACAAGGGUCGCCACGCUAUCGGUGCCGUCUGGUGGAUGCUCGCCCGUGAGGUCCUCCGCCUCCGUGGUACCAUCUACAACCGCGAGACCCCCUGGGACGUCAUGGUCGAUCUUUACUUCUACCGUGACCCCGAGGCUGAGGCUGAGGACAAGGUCGAGGAGGAGAAGCUCCCCGGCGCUGACGAGGAGGGCCCUGCCGCCAUCGAGUCCGGCUUCCAGGCCUCCGCUGGUGCUGACUGGGAGGCUCCCGCCUCUGGCUUCGCCGGUGCCUCUGGCGCUGCUGCCGCUCCUGGCUGGGACGGCGCUGCCGGUGAGGAGUGGGGUGCUGCCCCCGCUAACACCGAGUGGGCUGCUUCCGCCGAGCCUCCCAAGGAGUCUCAGUGGUAG